CCAACUGUUGGGGUUGCCUCAGGGAUUUCAGAUAACCCUAUGCUCAAAGCAGAGGGAAGGCACCCAGAGACAGCUCCACCUGUGCCCCAGGGAGCUGGAGGCGGUGCGGGGGCAGGGGAGGUAUAAAAGGGCCAGCCCUAUAGAAGGCUGGAGACACUGGUCUCCGGAUCAAGGACAGAGCCUCGCCAAGUCACUCCCAGCUCUCUCAUCUGGCAGUCCCUGAGCCACUGUCGCCGAGAUGGGAGUCUGGCUCCUUUCCCUGAUAACUGUGCUGCUGUCUUUAGCCCUGGAAACCGCUGGACAAGGAGAAAGGAUUAUAGAUGGCUACAAAUGUAAAGAAGGCUCGCACCCAUGGCAGGUGGCUCUGCUCAAAGGCAAUCAGCUUCACUGUGGAGGGGUGCUGGUGGACAAAUACUGGGUGCUCACAGCAGCCCACUGCAAAAUGGGUCAGUACCAAGUACAGCUGGGCAGUGAUAAAAUAGGGGACCAGAGUGCCCAGAAGAUCAAGGCUACAAAGUCAUUCCGGCACCCUGGCUACUCCACAAAGACCCACGUCAAUGACAUCAUGCUUGUGAGGUUGGAUGAGCCAGUCAAGAUGUCAUCCAAAGUGGAGGCAGUCCAGCUUCCUGAACACUGUGAACCCCCAGGGACGUCAUGUACCGUCUCUGGAUGGGGCACCACAACCAGCCCAGACGUGACCUUUCCCUCGGAUCUUAUGUGCUCGGAUGUGAAGCUCAUCUCCUCCAGGGAGUGCAAGAAGGUGUACAAGGACCUGCUGGGGAAAACCAUGCUGUGUGCUGGCAUUCCUGACUCUAAGACCAACACGUGCAAUGGUGACUCAGGGGGGCCCUUGGUGUGCAACGACACCCUCCAAGGUCUGGUGUCCUGGGGUACCUACCCUUGUGGCCAGCCCAACGACCCAGGCGUCUACACUCAAGUCUGCAAGUACAAACGGUGGGUGAUGGAGACCAUGAAAACCCAUCGCUAACAUGCCAGGAGCCGAGCUGUGAGCCUUUGAGGUUAUGAUCAUGGAGUAAGGACAUCGUGGCAUCCCUGUAAAGUCCUGCCUGGCUUUACCUUUCCUCCAGGACAUAGCCAAACCUCAACACUAGGUUAAGUUUAUAAACCAAUCAGAACCCCAGAGACCUAAAAGCAAAUCAAGGCAAGAGACUAAGAAACCUGAGGGCUGUGGAAGAUGCCAGAAGGCUAAAGCUUUCCAAUACAAGAGCCAGGGAUUCCUACAGUCCUUUAUUGGAAAGUGGUUGGUAACUGUGAGACCUUCAUCCACUGCCUUGGACUCAGGUCAUCCAUUUCUGCAGAGUUCUUUCUCAAAAAAAAAAAAAAAAAAGAUUGAACCAAGUUUGGAUUCAUUACAGUACUUAUCAUAGAGGAAGAAAAGAAUGGAAACGGUUAACAUGUUCAAAAUAGUAGAUUAUUUACAUGGGAGUUGGACUGCUCUCAUUAUGAAGUUGUGAAGUUGCUUAAGGUGUACUGCUUAGCCUUAUGCAAGAGAGACUGUUGUUGUGUGGUGUUUAAUGGGGACGUGGGCUGAACAUGCCAAAUGAAUACUAGUGAGACAGAAUAAAAUCUAAGUGAUAUUGAUGUGUGUGCUCAUAACCUGGAAGGUAACGUUGGGGAAGCUGGGAGCCACGAUGGUGGAGGGAGGAGAUCUAUGAAGAAGAGUUGGCUAAGAAAUUGUAGCUAGGCCAGCAAGAUGGCUCAGUGGAUAAAGGUACUUGCUGCCAAUCCUGACAUGGCUUAAGUUUCAUCUCUAGAGCCUACACAGUGGAAGGGAACAACUGACGCACGCUUGUUAUCCUCUGACCUCCAAGUGUGCUGGGGCACAAGUGUCCCUGCACACAAAUAUGGACGCCAAACCAGAUUAAAAUGCAAAUAAAGUAGUCUUCAUGUUUUUAACUUUUA
Molecule: messenger RNA, 1923 nt
Organism: Mus musculus (house mouse)
Lineage: Eukaryota; Metazoa; Chordata; Mammalia; Rodentia; Muridae
Gene: Klk7
Product: kallikrein related-peptidase 7 (chymotryptic, stratum corneum)
Exons: 6
Coding region: 239-988 (249 amino acids)
Biological process (GO): proteolysis; antibacterial peptide biosynthetic process
Cellular component (GO): epidermal lamellar body; extracellular region; plasma membrane
Molecular function (GO): peptidase activity; serine-type endopeptidase activity
Source: RefSeq, marked reviewed